AUGACAGAUGCGAUUGUUAGAUAAUAAACUAUCGAAUUCAAAUAAGAAAUUGAGAAAAGAUUUUUUAAAAGUCGCUAAAAUCAUUAAUAUAUAUUUUAAAGAGAAGGUUAUGAUGGAUCUGAUGAUGAUUCACUUGAAUCUCUUAAAAAUAUUGAAGUCUACAAUUUGUGCAAAUCAAUCAGAAAUAAAUCUAUUGAAAAUGAAAGAACAAUACCUAAAUCAAGCAAAAAAUUACUUAUACGUCUAUUAAAGCCAAAAAAAUAACCAUCAUUUAAUGAAAAUAGAUCCAAUAAUACAUCGCUUUAUAAGUCAAGAUCAUAAAGCAAAAAUGCAACUAUUCGACUACGAACUGAGUAUUAUGUUUAUUCUGAAUCAGAGGUUCUGUUUUGAGAGAAUCCAAAAAUGUUACCCUUCUUUCACCCAAAAUACCCAAAAGUCCAAAAUAUAUUCAAAUCAACCACCUUAUUAAAUCUACUAAGAAUUAAAACAUUUAUAAAAUCAAUAACUAUUCCUUGUAUAUAUGA
Molecule: messenger RNA, 524 nt
Organism: Paramecium sonneborni
Lineage: Eukaryota; Ciliophora; Oligohymenophorea; Peniculida; Parameciidae
Source: the annotation of a GenBank genome assembly